UUUCGUCCAUUCCCAUUUCAGCCCAACGCACAUACCUACACAACUUACGAACUACAACGCGAAGACUUCCUUACGCACCCCCACGCACGCGCUGCGCUUCUCAGAGGCGGUAUUCUGUGGCGGUUAUGCAAAACGUCUUUUGAAGGACGUCUAGGCCUCGUCAACGGGCCGUCCUCAGAUGUGUGGGUUUUCGGAGAGGCCAGGCUGUUUUCCCCGACUACCAAAGACGAAGCAUCAACCUGGGCCUGGGACGAUGCCCUCACUCGUGAUGAAGUGGACUUGAUCUGUGGUGUAUAUCACGUUGGAGUUAGUGGACGACACCAUUGGGAAACGCUGUACUGGUGGCCACGGCCCAGUGAAUUCAAUAACAGCAACCUGUGGACGGGCUACUGGAAUGCUUCAUGCGAGUUCUGGUUCCAGCAGCGGCUUAAAUCAAUUCGCUGUGGAGAAGCUAAACCGUUUACAGUAUCGGAUUGGAAGAAGGAGUUGAAGUGCUCUCGCCGCAAGACAAAGAAACUCUGGGACCUCACGGAGAACGCGAGCGCUCGAUUCAUUGAUAAGGUGCUU
This is a messenger RNA of Suillus clintonianus, 567 nucleotides long. RefSeq lists its product as uncharacterized. The transcript has 2 exons. The annotation marks the transcript as partial. The record is from RefSeq and is a predicted model, not a curated record. Lineage: Eukaryota; Fungi; Basidiomycota; Agaricomycetes; Boletales; Suillaceae.